CACCCUCCGAAUGCGCCGCAAGUACAGGUGCCUGCUUUAGCUCGGGGCAUGAAGGUUCGAUCCUCCGUCAAGGUUAUGUGCGGAGGAUGCGCUGUUGUUAGGAGGAAAGGUCGUAUCUACAUCAUCUGUUCGAGGAAUCCCAAGCACAAGCAGGCACGU
Molecule: messenger RNA, 159 nt
Organism: Phanerochaete carnosa HHB-10118-sp
Lineage: Eukaryota; Fungi; Basidiomycota; Agaricomycetes; Polyporales; Phanerochaetaceae
Exons: 1
Biological process (GO): translation
Cellular component (GO): ribosome
Molecular function (GO): structural constituent of ribosome
Source: RefSeq, a predicted model, not a curated record